CCGAUCUCAAACUGACCAACAGUCCUCUGUGUCUCUGAAGGAAACUGCUGUUGAUUCUUUCAGAAACACAGCAGUUGGACUGAGGUCACUCAUUUAAUUCAAUCAACUUUCUGAUUAGAAGUUGAAGACGACGACCACCAUGUUGUUGGCACAAGCUGGAUGUGUUUUCAUGGGCUUCAUCCUGUACAUUUCAGGGGUUCAGGGACAAACAAGCAGCAUCUGUGCAUUAAAAGGUUCAUCAGUGGAUCUGACCUGCUCACCUCAACAUCCCACUUCACCCAUGAAAUGGUACACUGUACACUGGAAUGGAUCUGCAUAUGUUCAGAAUGAACUUGCUGCAGAUGGAAAUCGUGUAACGUACAACAUGUCUGAAGAGAAUCACCCAACUCUAACAAUCAAAGAUGUUAGAGAAAGUGAUCAAAACAGUUAUUGCUGCAGGAAGAAAACUGACCAGCCACACUCCUGCUGGUACAAUCGGAUUCAGCUUCGUGUUACAGAGCUGCAGGUGAAGGUGAUUCCCACCACAGAGGGACACACAGUAACACUGAUGUGUAGCACCAGCUGUCCUCUGACUGGAAACCCUGCAGCCUACAUGUGGUACAAGAACAGAGAGUUUCUCUAUCAGGACUGGUCUCCCUGGUACCAACAGCUGGUCAGCAGUGAGGAAGCAGUCAGAUACUCCUGUGCUAUCAAAGGCUACGAGGAUCUCAGAGCCCCUGAAGUCUCAGUGGAUUCUGUCACAUCAAGCUGCUUUAAGGUGACCUAUGCUGGAGGCACAAUGUGUUCUUCUCAGCGGACAUCAGUGGAUGAGCCCUGCUCCAUCACAUAUCCAACAGGUUACGUUUCUCAAACAUCCACCAAACACACACACGCACACACACAUCUUCACAACACUAAUCCAUUUCAAGCCAUUUAAUAAUUUCUGUCAUCAGUUUUUACAUUUAUGUAACAGACAUACAUGUUCAGAGGAGUCCUGCAGCCAUAUCAGACCACGUCAGACUGACCUGUAACACCAGCUGUCCUCUCACUGCCUUCAUAUGGUAUAAGAACAGACUCUUACAAAGACACUCUGAGAAAUCCCAAAUUUUGGUUCCCAACUACUCUGCUGACAGCUUCUCCUGUGCUGUGAAAGGCCACGAAGAUCUGAUCUCCACUGCAGUCUGUGUUGUGGACAACAACUGCUGGACUGUGAAUUAUGUGAGCAGGAGAAUCUGCGCUCUGAGAGGCUCUUCAGUCAACAUUUCAAGUACCUAAAUAUUCUCAUCCCAACUACCGGUACCUGCAACCUGAGUCUAAAUUCUGGUAUAAAAUAAAGAGAAGUGGGACAGAAGGAGAUGAAGAGCAGAUGAAGGCUGCAGGUCGAGUGAGUUACCACGACAACAUGAAGAACCUCCACAUCCUGACAAUCACUAACCUGACUGAGAAUGACUCAGCAGAAUACACAUUCAGACUCCAGAAAGAUGAGAGCCGAUGGACACAGUCUGAUUUUCCAGUGACUUUGGUUGUCACAGGUGUGAAAGUGGACUUCAGUCCUUCUGCAGUGGUGACAGAAGGUCAGAGAGUCACACUGACCUGCAGUACCAGCUGUCCUCUGACUGACGACACAAACUACAUCUGGUACCUGAACAGUCGACCUCUGACCCUGCCACAGAACCAAAGCAAACACCUGCUUCUAGACCCAGUCAGCAGGCAGCAUGCAGGAAACUACUCCUGUGCUGUCAAAACCCUCCAGAUCAUCAGCUCUCAUGAAAACACUCUCACUGUCCAAAGUGUAGCAGGAAACUGGACAGCAGCAGCAGCUGCAGCAGCUGCAGGAGUCGGUGCUGCUCUCCUGGUUUUAACAACCUCUGCUGUUUUCCGGUGGAUUAGAAGAGAGAAGACGUCCAGCCAGUCCCCAAGAAGUGAAGCCUCAGAGCAGCCAAACCCUGAUGCCACGUAUGAAAACAUGUCAGCUCCAUCAGCACAGCAGGAUGACCAUCACUACUGCAGACUCCACUUCUCUGAGAACCACACAGAUGAUCUCUACUCCACCAUCCAGCCAAAGCCUUCUGACUAAACAAGUCAGCCUCCCCUCGUAGUGUCAAUAACUGGAAUAACUUCAGUAUCACAGCAGGCACAGACAAGCAGAAAUCUGAGUGCAGACAUAAAGAUGAGCACAUAUUUUACUGCUGAACUCAGUGGGAAACUUUUCUCUUUGGUUGCUUUCCACACGUCUGGCUGAGGACUCAUGGGGGUCAAACAGUUCUGUUCCCAGCCUUACCCGACUCUCUGGGAGAACACGAGGCUGCUCCUUCUUGCUUUCUUAUCCCCUGAAACCAACUUCUGUGCAGCCUGCAGUGAAGAAACUCACAGAGAGCCACCAAGAGGAAGACUCACGUCAUCUUUCAGAGCAAUUGAGCUCAUUUCCUUUGACAGUGAACUUAAAUGGGCCCAUAGUAUUUAUAGCCCACAUAACCUUCUGAUUUUUUUGCCCAGUAGCCACAGACUUCUGCCUUGGUGGUCUGUGUUUCCACUGGAACAGUCAAGAAGACUGCUUUUUGUCUGACAUUUCUGAUUGUGUGCUGUUUGUGAUCAGUAAUGAGACCUAAUUAAAGUUUGAAUGUGAAAACA
Molecule: messenger RNA, 2610 nt
Organism: Scatophagus argus
Lineage: Eukaryota; Metazoa; Chordata; Actinopteri; Scatophagidae
Product: sialoadhesin-like
Exons: 8
Coding region: 1346-2056 (236 amino acids)
Source: RefSeq, a predicted model, not a curated record